This is a messenger RNA of Serinus canaria (Common canary), 5670 nucleotides long. RefSeq names its product PPARG related coactivator 1 (gene PPRC1). The record is from RefSeq and is a predicted model, not a curated record. Gene Ontology annotation, molecular function: RNA binding; transcription factor binding. Gene Ontology annotation, cellular component: nucleus. NCBI's taxonomy places the organism in Eukaryota, Metazoa, Chordata, Aves, Passeriformes, Fringillidae. The transcript has 14 exons. Gene Ontology annotation, biological process: positive regulation of transcription by RNA polymerase II. The coding region runs from base 1 to 5442 and encodes 1813 amino acids.
AUGGCAGUGCUGCAUGGGCACCUCAGGCAGAGGGAACGCUCGCAGCCAGGAGACGGCGAGCCGCUGCUCCCGCAGCAGCUCUGCCCCUGCUUUCAGGGAAGCGCGGGGACGCGAGCCGGCCGCACGCACGGGCGUGCCAGAGUCGGCAGGGCGGGCCCCCGGCGCCGCGGGAAAAUGCGCGCCUGCCCCGCCCCCAGGGGGCGCUUCCCGCCAGUCCCGCCCGCGCCGCCCCUCCCACCGCGCGUCGCAGGCUGGGCCGACCCUCCUCGUCCCCGCCCGCCGCAACGAUGGCGGCGAAGCCCGAGGGUCUGCCCGCCUUCAAGAUGGCCGCCCGCGCUGCCGAGGCCGGGCGCCCCCUCAGGCUGGUGCCCGUCUCUCGGCGCGCGGCCAGCGGCGAAAUGGUGCGCUCCCGGCGUGCCGCGCGCGGGCGGGGCGGCGCGGGGCUUGCCGGGAGCUGUAGUGCGGGGCGGGCGGCGGUCACGUGGCGCUCUCGGCAGUGGCCGCGCUGGGAGCAGAGGCGCCAAGAUGGCGGCGCGGCGGGGCGGAGCGGUGCCCGCCGCCAACGGGGCCGGGGCCGGUGGCGCUGCCGCCGCGGCCGCUCCGCGGGGCCUGGCGAGCGGCGGAGCUCUGCGCGAGUCGUCUUUCCGCGCCGGCAGCCCCCUGCAGUGCUUUUCCCUUGAGGACGAUGACCUGAACUUAACAUCGUUGGAUGCAGAAACCAUCUUAGAGGCUGAAGAGAUCCUGGGGACAAUGCAGAACUAUCUUGACUCCUCUGUGAUCUCCAUCAUUGAGGAUCUUUCUCUGAGUGAGCAGAGCAAGGCCUGCCUGGAUGCACAGAACGAGCUGUCCCUGCUAACUGCCAUCACAGAGAUCCUGGACAGCACAGAUGAUGAGACCUUGUCCCCCUUUGACACCAUCAUGGAUGCAGAGCUGCUGACCUCACCUCGUGAGCGGGAGAAUACCUCGUUUCAGAAGUUUCUCACCUUAUCCCGCCCAUUGCUGGAGUGUGAGAGCCCUACCCUGGAACAGCCUAAGGCUCUCAGGCCUCUCAGCACCAGCAGCAGUGUCUCUGUGGUUGGGAAGACUGACACAGAUGUGGCCUGGGACCGUGCUACUCAUGGCCUUGAGGAUCCAGUGCUGCCUAAGAAGCAAGUCUGCAGUACCCCGAGAGUGGACAGGAAGGUGGGCUGGCACCGAGCCCGAGAGCAGCCCCUGCCACAGCGCAGUGAUGGGGAAGAAGAAGAGGAAGAGGCUGCCUUGAGCCUGGAGCUAGACAGAAGCAUGGAAGCUGUGAAUUUCUGUGUGAGCGAGGCAGGGGCAGCGCUGGAGGAGCAUGAAGACCCCUGCAUCAUCAACACAGGUGAUGUAUCCCUGAGUGAGCUGGUGAAGUCCAUGCACCCCUACUGCCUGCCCACCUUCACUGUGUGCCUGGACCCUGACACGGAGCCUGUGGCCAAGGAGCUUCUGAGCAGUCCUGUCUUGCUGGAAAUUGUGCCUGGAGAGGGAGAGAGUGUGGAGAUCCCUGUGGUUCUGCAACCCUUGACUCCCAACUCCCCUGACCUGGAGCCCCAGCUCCUGGGAGUAGAGGAGACUACCAGGGAGUCAAUCCCAGAAGAUUGUGGGGAGCUGCCAGGACCUCCAGCCCAGGAAAAUGGGUUGGAAGAGGAGAAGGAGGAAAAACUUCCUGGGAAGGAGCCUUCAUGCACUACCCCAGAGGCCACCUCCCCACUGGAGACAGCGGCACCUGGAGCCUCAGGUCCCAACCACAGCUCCUGGCACAGCACAGAAGCCCCCGCAGGUGGAAAACGGGAAUGCUCUGAGAAGGGACGGGGCCGUGAGAGAGCAAGGAAGAGUCGGAAAAAGAAAGCAGAGGAGGACCAAAGCAAGCAGGCCAGGCCUGGCAGGGACUGUGUAGCCCACCGGCUCCAUUCCACUGGCUCUGGACAACCUCAUGUCCAGCCACCCAUCAGCCGGCAGCGGGCAGAGUGUCCCUCUGUUCAGGUCUCAGACUUCCUGGCGCAGCAGCUGGAGCGAGCCAGGAAGGAGGGGCAGAUGGAGCUGCAUGCUGAGCGGGCAUCUCGGCCCCGGGGCAGGCCUCAGAGCACAGCAGGGACCUUGCUGCCCAAGAAGGUGAAGCAGGAGCUGCAGAAGGAGCCAGCAUCCGAAAUCGUGAAUGUGGCCAUGGAGAAAAACAAGACUCUGGUGUCCCUGGAGAAGACUGCACCAAGCGUGGAGGGGCAGCCAGCAGCUGCAUGUCCCAGCCUGACAGACCGGGCUGAGGGCCAGGGAGAUGUGCAGCCAUCUGCUGGACAGAGCAGUGGGGUCUCGGAGGCUGCCUCUCAGCUCCCAGAGCAAGGUGUUGGGCUGGAGCCUGCCCAGAGGCUGCCAGCAGCAGAGCCGAGUGAGGGCCUGCCUAAGGAAGCCAAACCCAAGGCCCUGAGCCUGCGUGAGUACCGCAUCCGCAUGCUGCACCGUCAGCCCAGCACGGGUGGCAGUCAGGAAGGCAAGAAGCAAGUGGCCAGCAAGUGGCCCAGUGUCCCCGAGCCUCCGACAGAGCUGGCAGAGAUCCCCUGCCUGCUGUCACCCAUGCGCUCUGCCACCGAGGCAGACAGUGCUCAGAAGGGACCAGACAAACCCACCAGCCCUGCUGCUGUCCCUUCUCCUGCCAGCAAAGCUCCCACUGCUCUGACUUCAGCCCCAGCACCUGCCACAGCUCCACCACCGCCAUCAACACCAAUGCCUUUUGUUGCACCAAACGUGCCCCCAGCUGCUGGGGUGGCCCCCACUGGGAUGCCGCCAGCCUCUGCCGGUGCUUAUGCCCUUUACCCACCAGUGCCUUCCUGGCCCUGCUUCAGCCCGCAGCCCAUGGGCUGCCAUGGUUUGCCCCCACCACCCAGUGCCAGCUCCUCCAGCACUUUUCAUGUGGUGCCUGGCCUCCCGCCUCCAGCAAUGGCCUGGCCCCCUCCACCUUUGCCACCCCCGCCUCCAUUUGGCCCAGGCGGCCCCUAUGCCCCAGUUGGGUGGGCCCCACCAUCCUACUGGCCUGGAAUCCCCGUGCCGCCUCCGGUGCCUUCCCUUGCGUACAGGGACCCCGGAGCAGCAGUGCAGGCCACCACCGCCUUCCCAGCUGGCAGCCACCCUGGCACAGCCCCUCUGCAUGGGCAGUCUCCUGCUGCCCCUAUGCUCAGCUGCCCGGAGCCACCAGCCUUCCCUGCCCAGUCACCUGCUGCCCCAGCCAGCGAGAUGGGGCCUGCAGGUGGCCCAGCCAGGCCUGCUGCUGGCAGGGUGUCAGAUCCCAGGAGGCAGGCACGGCUGGCAGGAGAGAGCUCCCUCCCCAAGGCCCCUCUGGCUCCAGCCCCAGCCCAGCCCCUGCCAGCCCCCUCAGCUGCUGCUGCCCAGCCCAGCAGGGUCCCUCCUGCAGUGCCAGUCCCCCAGGCUGUCCCCACCCAGCCUCUGGAGGAGUCCCAAGUGGCAACUCCCAACCAGCUCCCAAAGGCCCCCCCAGCUGCCAUCUGCUGCCCAGCAGAGGUGUCUCCUGCCCCUGUUGGGCAGUCCCCUGGCACCCAUGCCACGGACAAGGCUGUAGGGCCAGGGAAGGAGGCAGCGGAGAAAUCCCUGUUGAAGCCCAAGGCAGCUGCUGAGCAGGAGGUACCUGGCCAAAAAUCCACCUCCCAGGCUGUGGCACCACCACGGAAAGCAGGUCGAGAGAGCAGCGUUCCCACCAAGGCACCCGCUGUGCGGCCAUGGAGGCACCAGCCACUCCUCAGCCCAGCCCAGCCCAGAGACAGCAGCAAGGACAUUGUCCAAGCCUUCAUCAGCGAGAUCGGGAUUGAAGCCACCGACCUGUCCAGCCUGCUGGAGCAGUUUGAGAAGUCUGAAGCCAAGAAGGAGGAAACUCCUGUACAGCCCCCUGAGGAAAGGCAGCUGACAGGGAGCUCUGGGCCUGAGACCCAGCAGGAAGCACCAACCCAACAGGACAGGAAGCCCCCAGACGGCCUGCAGGCCUCUGAGCUGGCCAAUGUGGCAGGCCUCACGCCCCCAGCGACACCUCCUCACCAGCUCUGGAAGCCUUUGCCUGCUGUCUCACUGCUGGCCAAGACCAAGUCACCUGGGUCCAUGCCCCCGGAAGGGCCCCCGAAGUCAACCAAGCUGAUGAAAGCCAAGCCACUGCUCCCAAACAAGAUCCAGGUGAAGAGCUUGGUGCCAGCCCCUGCCAGCGCAGCCCCCAGCCACGUCUGCUCAGGAGACCAUGACUACUGCAUCCUGGGUGCACCGCAGCCCGAGAGCAGCAAUAUCCCUGGCACGCAGCCCCCUGCCGAAGGUGGCUCCCGCUGGAACGUCAAACACCACCGGGACAUCACUAUCAAACCCAUCUCCUCUUUAACCAAACGGACGCUGGACCAACCUGAGCCCACCCUACCAGCCCCCAACACCACCAUGGGGCACAGCCCGGAGCCCCUGGGGAUGGCCUGCCCAGCUCCCCUGGAUUAUCGGACUACCAUCCCCAACAAGGCCACCACUGGGUGCAGCAGUCCCCCCACCUCAGUGCUCCUGUCUCCAGCUGCAUCCCCCUGCCGGGACCAGGAGGUGCAGACUCCCAGUGCCCAGCCCAGCCAUGCUGCUGCCAAGAGAUCCCUGCGCUGCUACCGGAGACCCCAGGACUCACCCAGCCCCUCUGCCGACAGCUGGAGGGCUGGCCGGAGCCGUGCCAGCCGUUCUUUCAGCUCCAGUUCAGAUGGAGCUAGUGAGUCCUCAUCUUCAUCUUCAUCCUCGUCCUCCCGAUCCCGGUCACGGUCGCUCUCCCCACCUCCCAAGCGGUGGCGAAGGUACCGCUCAAGAUGUUCCCACAGCUCCUCCUCUCGCUCCAGCUGUGGGUCAUGUGGCAGGUCCCGGGACAGGUCCUCAUCCUCAUCAUCAACAUCCUCCUACUCAUCCAGGUGCACAUCCCGCAGCCAGUCCCGCUCCCCCUCGCCCCGUGGGAGGAGUAACAGGUGGAGAAGAUACAGUUAUGAUGCACAGGACCACUACCAAAGGCAGAGGAUCCUCCAGAAGGAACGUGCAAUAGAGGAGCGGCGAGUUGUGUUUAUUGGCAAGAUCCCCAGCAGGAUGACCCGGUCGGAGCUGCGGCACCGCUUCUCUGUGUUUGGGGACAUUGAGGAGUGUACCCUGCAUUUCCGCUCUGAGGGGGAUAACUAUGGCUUUGUCACCUACCGGUAUGCUGAGGAAGCCUUUGCUGCCAUCGAGAGUGGGCACAAGCUGCGGCGCCCAGACGAGCAGCCCUUCGACCUGUGCUUUGGUGGCCGCAGGCAGUUCUGCAGGAGGAACUACGCUGACUUGGAUUCAAACCGUGAGGAUUUUGACCCAGCUCCCGUCAAGAGCAAGUUUGACUCCCUGGACUUUGACACUCUGCUGCGGCAGGCACAGCGCAGCCUGCGGAGGUAGCGGCAGGCAAGGCGGAGCACCCGCCCCCACUUUUAUACUCAAAUACAAAAGGCAAAAAAAGAAUGGAGAGAGAGAUGAGAUUUUUAAUAAAAUGAAAAAGGAAAAAAAUUUGUUUUAUAACCAAUAUUUAAGGAGGAUGGGUCAUUGGCCUUCAACUGGAGCAGUCCAGGCAAGUGGCAGCCCUGGGUUUGCCCCAGACAUAUAAUAAAUACGGAUGCCCAAACAGCA